This is a messenger RNA of Dunckerocampus dactyliophorus (ringed pipefish), 7411 nucleotides long. RefSeq names its product SET domain containing 1B, histone lysine methyltransferase a (gene setd1ba). Gene Ontology annotation, cellular component: Set1C/COMPASS complex. The coding region runs from base 398 to 6049 and encodes 1883 amino acids. The record is from RefSeq and is a predicted model, not a curated record. Gene Ontology annotation, molecular function: protein binding; RNA binding; histone H3K4 methyltransferase activity. NCBI's taxonomy places the organism in Eukaryota, Metazoa, Chordata, Actinopteri, Syngnathiformes, Syngnathidae. The transcript has 22 exons.
CUCGACAGGGUGUAAAAACGCCUCGCAUUGACUGUGGAAACGUCGAGAAUAUCCCCCUCCCCCUCGUUGUCGCCGAAGUGGUCUCGAAUGAGCGAAAGAGAGAGAGAGAGAGAGAGAGACCUCACCCAGUUUGUUAUGGCGCAGCAACACUUAUUUGAAGCUCUGUCCUUUGUGUGUGUGACGAGAAGCCAUUUUGAGAGCCUGCUGAACUCUUUUAAAAACCUACACGCCACCCCAUGGCUUUUGGACCAAAAAGGGGUGGAAAACAGAAUAGUCCCAAGAUUUCUCCCCCUCACCCCCAUAAGACUCAGGUUUAAAGGCUUGGAUUACAUAUUUUUGAAUACCAGCUGGAGAGAGAUGCUUUGCAUAUUGCCCCAAAAACAGAUGAUGGUUGAAGAUGCAUUACUCGCUGACUGGGAGGAUGACCUUUCCCCAUCCCUCAUUAAUGACAUUAUUAGAGGAUCCCAAAGAUGGAAGCUGGAAUCCUGUCGCCUCUGCAUUUCAAGGCCUGUUUUUACUGCAUUUCACCAAAGUAUUAUAUGGGUGUGCCCGUGACCAAGUUAAGACAAAGAUGGAUUCCAGGCAGAGGAAAAAAGGCUCAAAAUGUCACAGGACAAAAAUCCCCUCGAUCGGACCAGCCAUGUCCAAGCCGGGGGAGCGAAACAAAUUGCACGAAGACCAUGGCAGAAAGCAGAGUUCAACGCUGGCCAACGGCACCGACAGUCACCCGGUGUGCGGCUCGGCGGAGAAGCGGAGUCACCACUGGAGAAGUUACAAGUUGAUAAUCGACCCGGCGCUCAAGAAGGGCUCGCACAAGGUCUACCGCUACGAUGGACACACGUUCAGCAUGCCCAACCCGGGGAUACCACCGGUGGACGUCGUACGAGACCCAAGAAUCGGACGUCUUUGGACCAAGUAUAAAGAAACUGACUUGCCUGUGCCCAAAUUUAAGAUCGACGAGUGCUACAUCGGCCCCGUGCCUCCAAAGGAGGUGACGUUUGCCCGUCUGAACGACAACAUCAGGGAGGGCUUCCUCACCGACAUGUGCAAGAAGUUCGGGGACAUCGAGGAGGUGGAGAUCCUCUACAACCCCAAGAACAAGAAGCACCUGGGCAUUGCUAAAGUGGUCUUUGAGAGCGUCAAAGCCGCUAAGGUGGCCGUGCAGUCGCUGCACAACACGUCCGUGAUGGGGAAUAUCAUUCAUGUGGAGCUUGACCCCAAAGGUGAGAAUCGCCUUAGGUACUUCCAGCUCCUGAUGAAUGGCAGCUACACUCCGCGGACUCUGCCUGUCGGCACGGAGGAAGCACGGGAAGUCUCUCCUCGUAGCCUGGCUGAAGCCUUACUGGCAUACGAGCCAAUCCGCAGGUUAUCUGAAAGCGGCUUGUCUGCAGUGUCAGGACCGGUGCCGCCCAGCAGUAGCAGUUCCACCACACCGCUGUCCCUGGAGACAGGCUACUCUAGCCUAAGGCAGGACACGCCCCAGUCCCAGGGGACCCCACGCCAGGCAGGCACGCCCUUCUCUCAAGACUCCAGCUACUCCAGUCGUCAGUCCACGCCCGCGUACCAGUCCAGCCGGGCAGAGAGUUCCGGAGGCUACAAGUCCCGGAGACACGAGAGCAAGUUCCAGGAUGCGUACAACCGCAGACCCGAGAGGCCUCAGUAUCGUAGCAACAUGUAUCGGAGUACGUCAUCUGAACAAGCGCCCUUUAAACAGCAGCAUCUCACUCCUCCGGAACCACCGCCAACGACCCCCUCUUUCACCUACACAGCACCUCCCCCUGCUACCCCAAACUUUAAGUCAGCUUUCUCGCCCUACCAGGCUCCCUUGCCACCAGCUUUCCCAGCAUCGGAACCUACGUUUCAUCACCCAGCCCAAAGGGAGGGUGAGUACCACCGACCCCCACAGCCGCCCCUGGUAGCUCCUACUGACUUUCUGCCCGUUAAGGAUAGACCGGAAACGCCUCCCAUCCCAGAGCCCCCGCCCGAACCUGGACCCCAACCAACCACGCCACCUCCUCAAACACCCGAGCACUGCCCCUCUCCCGGUUCCCCGGCCCCGGAUCCAGAGCGCAAUAGCCUGGACUCCCGUAUUGAGAUGCUCCUCAAGGAGAAAAGGACUAAACUGCUGCCCUUCCUGGCGGAGCAAGUCUCGGACACUGAGGUGCGAAUGGAGGGAAGUCCCAUUUCUUCCUCGUCCUCACAGCUCUCCCCCAUUCCCCCAUACACCGGUGGGACGCAAAACUCCCGUCCCUGUAGCACAGGCUUGGAGGAUAUCAGUCCGACCCCGCUGCCGGAUUCGGACGAGGACGAGCCGAUCCUUGGGACUGCCUCGCUGGUCAAGAGAAUCGUCUCUCCUGUCCGCGAGAAGAUUAGCAACAGUGAGGUGAAAGACGAAAAUCCUCGGAGCCACUCGGAAACUGACAAAAUGGACACGAGUCAUCAGUCGUCGGGAGAAGACAUGGAGAUCUCAGACGACGAGAUGCCCGGCACUCCAAUCACCAGUGGCGAUUGUAGCAAAGGCAUUGUCGUAAACUCCGCCGUGUCCCCCCUCCAGACCCUAGCCCUCCAUCCCCCCGGGUUUCCCCACCUCGCCCACCAGGCCGGCUUCGCCAUCCCACAUCACCACCUUGCUCCCCACUCGGCUGUGCCGGGGCACCACCUCGCCGCUCAUCCUGGCGUACACCCGCACAUGCUGCCACAUAUGGCUCACUACCCGCCAAGCAUGAUUCCGCUGGUGCAAAUGGAAUUAAUGAGCUGUUUGCGGUGGGAACAGUGGAGUACAGUCCCCAUGUCCUUUCAGAUGCAGCAGCAGAUGUUGAGUCGCAUGGCUCAGACGCGUGGCCCUUAUCCCUAUCCACAUUUUCUGGAUAGCGCUGUGUCCGGGCCAUUUGCGGGACCCUAUCCGCAUUUGUCCAUGGGGACUGCGCAUGGUGCAGCAGGGGCUCCCGGACAGCAGUGGCAGCAUCACAGUAUGCCUAAGUUCAACCCAACUGUCCCUCCUCCUGGGUAUGAAACUAAAAAGGAGGAUCCCCACAAGGCCACUAUCGACGGUGUCCUUCAGGUCAUUGUCAAAGAACUGAAGGCUAUCAUGAAGAGGGACCUCAACCGUAAAAUGGUGGAGGUGGUCGCUUUCAGAGCCUUUGAUGAAUGGUGGGAGAAGAAGGAACGCUCAGCAAAGGCGUCCUUGACUCCAAUCAAAGGUGCUGAGGGGAAAGAAGAAGAAAGACCUAAGCCUAAAGAGACGAUAGGUUCAAGCCUGCUCGAGAACUGGAACAAGGGCGAGGGGCUUGGCUACGAGGGAAUGGGCCUGGGAAUUGGUUUGCGAGGAGCCAUCCGGUUGCCGUCCUUCAAGGUCAAAAGGAAGGACCCACCUGAGGCCAUCACUGCGGGGGAAAACAAACGGGCGCGACCCUCCACUCCAGUGGAAGACGAGCUGGAGGAUGAAGACCGGGAGCGAGACCCGGCGGAGCUCCCCUUAGACGACACCAAAAUGGGCGGCGAUAGUAUCUCGGCCAAACGGAGACACUCGCGCCCACUGGAGCUGGACAGCGAGGGCGAGGAGGAAGUGGACACCUCUGGGAAAGAGGAGGAGUCACUUGGCGACAGAGAAGAGGAGCCCGAUGAAAGAGAGCCCGCUGACCGGCUGUCGCCAAGCAAAAGCGGCGAGGAGGGGGGCGGUAGAGAAUCAUCCAGUGGGAGUGCAUCGUCAGACUCCUCAGAUGAUGAGUCCACAAGUUCAUCCUCCAAAAGCAGCUCAGACUCCUCGUCGGAGAGCUCAGAGUCUUCGGAGUAUGAGUUGAGUUCAGAAGAAGAGGACUCUGAGGUGGAAGUCGAAGAUGAGGAUGAUGGCAAAGUGUCCAAGAGCUCCUCGUCUUCGUCGUCUUCUUCGUCCUCGUCCUCUGAUCAAGAAGAAGGGGAGGCAGACUCCAAGCCGCCUAGUCCUCCUGCGGAGGCAACCACAAACUCUAUGGAGGAGCUAAGACCUCCAAGACAUGAGGAAGAGGUACCAGAGAACGUGAAGCCACCUUCACCUAAAGGUGUUCCAGUCCUAAAGGAAGCCAUCAGUGGAGUUUGUCCAGUGAAGUCAGAACCUCAGGAGAACUUACGGCCACUCACGCCAACAGGUGGCCUGCUUGACAUCAACCAGGAGAGCAAACCCAAAGGUAAAGCAGAGCCUCAGGAAAUUGCCCCCCAGCUGGGCCGUUUAGCCCCCUCCCACCUUGAUUCCAAAACAGCCACACCUAGAUCCACCUCUGCCUCUUUAAUGCACCUCCCUCUCCCGCCUCACCCGACAGUAGAAGGUCGCUCCCUCCUCCACCCGCCUUCCGCUCCUCUGCCAGACUUCCCUCAGCGAGCUCGGCUCCCCACGGACGAGGACAUUCCCCGAACGCCUGGCAGGGACCUGAUGGACAGGGCCAGGAGUCUGGGCAAGUCUCAGAGCACGGACACAGUGCCCAACACCCCAGGUAGUGACGCCCCGCUGACGGGGAGCAGCCUGAUGCUCAGCUCCCCUCACAUUCCUGGUAGUCCCUUUUCCUACCCUGCACAGUCUCCUGUCCUUAGCGCUGGAGUCCCUCGCACUCCUGGUAGAGACUUAACCUUCACCCCUGUCUUCCCCGACCCCUCAGCACUUCCCCUUAAUCGGAAGAUUUCCUCUGACAGCCUGGACGAUAGGCCUCCGUUUAAGGAGCCGCCCAUCAGCCUGUUACCUAACCAAGCCUCAUCAACAGGUACCGAGCCUGAAGGCAGCCUAUCAGAAGAGCUUCCCGUCGGCUUCACAGGGGAGGAUUCCGAUGUUUUCGACUGCAUCUCCUCUAAGCGUAAACCUGGACGACCCAAAGGCAAAAAGAUCCCUGCCGUCUCGGUCUCAGCAGCUGAUGAGUCUUUGGAGCUGUCGCCUGAAUUGACAUCUUUAGCCGACAACGCGCACAUCCGAGACCUUGCCAUGCAGAAGAUGUCCUCCAAGUCUCCAGAUCGCCCCAGUCCAGACUUGAGGGCAGGGGAACGUAAGACAGUGCUGCCUGAGGCUGAAGACGGAUUCCUCUCCUACGAAGACGACACUCCCGUGCCCAUAAAGCCCGCUCGGAGGGCACGGCGCAACUGGGAGGAGCUGUUGCUCGACAGCCUGUCACCCGUCACCACGCCACCGCGGUCGUAUUUCUCGCGACGCAGCGACUUUGAGGAGAUGACCAUCUUGUACGACAUCUGGAACGAAGGCAUUGACGAGGAGGACGUACGGCUGCUGCAGGUCACUUACGACAAGAUGCUGCAACAGGAUAACGGCAACGACUGGCUCAACGACACGCUCUGGGUCAACCAUCCUCCCACCAACAUCCCCCGCGUUAAGAAGAAGAGGCGGGACGACGGUAUGAGGGAUCACAUGACCGGCUGUGCCAGAAGCGAGGGAUACUACAAGAUCGACAAGAAGGACAAGAUCAAGUACCUUCAGAGCACCCGGCUGCAGUCGGAGGAGCCGCCCAUAGACACACAGGGUAUGAGCAUUCCCGCACAAGUGCAUGCCUCCACCAGGGCGGGAUCAGAGCGGCGGUCCGAGCAGCGGCGCCUGCUGUCGUCAUUUGCAUGCGACAGCGACCUGUUGAAAUUCAACCAGCUGAAGUUCCGUAAGAAGAAGAUCCGAUUUUGCAAGUCUCACAUCCAUGACUGGGGUUUGUUUGCCUUGGAACCCAUCGCCGCAGAUGAGAUGGUCAUAGAAUACGUGGGACAAAACAUCAGACAGGUGAUUGCGGACAUGCGCGAGAAGCGCUAUGAGGACGAGGGCAUCGGCAGCAGCUACAUGUUCCGUGUGGACCACGACACCAUCAUCGACGCCACCAAAUGCGGCAACUUUGCGCGCUUCAUCAACCACAGCUGCAACCCUAACUGUUACGCGAAGGUCAUCACCGUGGAGGCGCAAAAGAAGAUUGUGAUCUACUCGAGACAGCCCAUCAAUGUCAACGAGGAGAUCACGUACGACUACAAGUUCCCCAUCGAGGACGAGAAGAUCCCCUGCCUUUGCGGCGCAGAGAACUGCCGGGGGACGCUCAAUUAAGGCCGGAGGCUGUGGCGAGAGCGUCUUUUUACUGCACUCAUCACACGUUGAUUGUUUACGAUUUAUGGUGCUGUUCAGUCGACAUGUUUUUUUUUUUAUUUUUAUUUUUUUACUUUUAACAUCGCCUACUCACCCCGGUAUUCCAGCUCUGCAACUUUUGCCACAUGUGCAGCUGCUUCCUUGACACAAAAAGGAUGGAAGAAAAGGCAAAACACGCCUCUCUUGCUUCUGCCUCUGGAAUAAUUCAUCACACGAAUCAACUAGAAUGACCUCUCAAGGGCAACGCCCCCCCAAUAUGGAUCAUUAUCAACUUUGUUCCCAGAUUUUACAGAAGCUCCACAACAAAUUUCACAAGUGAGAGGACAAAAACACACAAAUCCUUCAAUGUUAAAACCAACAACUAUCACUUCAUGUAUUGAUAUUGAUGCAGAAGUAAUGCAUUUUAUCCAGUUAUAGUGUUCUCUUCCAGAGUAUUUAUGGGCACAUAAGUGUUCCAGAAUGUGCAAUGCAGCGCCCCCUGUAGGCUGCAGUUCACAGGCAAUCGUAGUAAUCCAGAAAAAGAAAUUAAGCUUGAAGUGCUUGUGAGCUGACUUCAUCUUGUAUUAUUACUACUCAGUGUUUAGUGACAAAACAAAUCAUCAAGGCACUUACGCUUUAUCGCCCCCUCCACUUUACUUUUCAUCUGGUUGCUUUAACAAUAAUUUAGUUUUUUUUCUUAUCCAGUGAUGUGAAUAUUGUAUACUUGUACAAAAGAUCUACAAGCUUUUUUUUCUUUCUUUUUUUUUUUUACACUGUCAUGGGGUCACACUUUUAAGAUUUCUUUUCUAGUAAAAGACUGAAUAUAAAAAAAAAUCAGGGAAUUUAAAAGGAAUGAAUUUAUUUAAGGUAAAAGAAAAGAACAAAAAAGAGGAAAGAACGAAAGUCCACAGUGUGCAGGAAGUCAACAUCUCCCCCUUUUGGAAAGAUUGUUUCUUGUAGAAACGUCUUCUCUUAAUUGUCCAUCUUGCUUUGUAAUUCUCUUUAAUGUGUGUACAUAAGCUAACUGUGAAUAUUAUAUAAAUAUAUAUAUUUUUGUUCCCCAGGGAUUUGCUACACACAUCAAGAGCUCCGAGAGCUGUGUAACAAUAUGAUUGCGAGCAGUGAGCUUGUAGCAGGACUAUUUUCAGCUUGUGUCAAGCUUUUGUUUUGUUAGGUUUAUUUGUAUUGUAAAUUCUAUGAAAAGUUGUUUUGUGGUGUGGAGAGAAAGAAAAAGUGCAUAAUCGGCAAAGGAAGAGGAGUGAACAAUCAGCCUGCUCCUCUUUGUCUAUUUAUUACAUAACAAAUGUAUGAAAAUGUUCAACAUGGAAAUAAAGCAGUUUUGCA